AUGUCUAGCUCUGUUUGUAAUAAAGAAGACGACUCCUUUCCUCUACAUGGAUGUGUUUUUGUGGGCGACGUUCGUAAAUUAUCAUCACUACUCAGAUACCAUGAUAUUACUCAAAAAGAUAAACAUGGUAACACUGCACUGCACUUGGCCGUUAUGUUGGGUCGAAAAGAAUGUGUACAACUCCUCCUUGCACAUGGUGCACCGGUGAAAGUGAAGAACCUAGCUGGAUGGUCGCCUCUAGCAGAGGCAAUUAGUUAUGGCGAUCGGCAGACUAUUUCAUCACUUGUUCGAAAACUUAAACAGCAAGCUAGAGAGCAAAUGGAUCGCAGAAGACCUGACCUUAUUAAAGCCCUAGCUAAAAUAAAAGAUUUUUAUAUGGAACUAAAAUGGGAUUUUCAUUCAUGGGUACCUUUAGUUUCCAGGAUAUUACCAUCUGAUGUAUGUAAAAUUUAUAAAGCUGGCUCUGGAAUCAGAUUAGACACAACUUUAGUUGACUUUACAGAUAUGAAAUGGGAAAGAGGUGAUAUUUCUUUUAUUUUUCAAGGGGAAAAGCCACAAAGUGAGGCGUUAACUGUUUUAGACAAUAAAGCUAAAGUAUAUCAGAGAGUGCGUUAUGAAGAAACUGAAAAUGAAAUUGAGGAUGAAGUAGACAUUUUGAUGUCAAGUGAUAUUCUUGCUGCACAGAUGUCUACUAAAGGUAUUUUAUUUUCAAGGGCACAGUCAGGUUGGAUAUUCCGUGAAGAUCGUAAAGAAACUGUUGCUGGCCUAUAUAAAAGUGAUAUUUACACUAUAACUGGGUUAGUAUUAGAAUCUCGUAAAAGAAGAGAACAUUUAUCUACAGAUGAUUUGCAGAAAAAUAAAGCAAUUAUAGAAAGUUUAACAAAAGGUAAUACACAGAACUUGGACACAAAUGGAGAGCCAGCUCGCCGUGCAUCAUUGAACCCUCCACCUGAAAGUGGAGUAGACUAG
Molecule: messenger RNA, 969 nt
Organism: Parnassius apollo (apollo)
Lineage: Eukaryota; Metazoa; Arthropoda; Insecta; Lepidoptera; Papilionidae
Source: the annotation of a GenBank genome assembly